This is a messenger RNA of Penicillium cosmopolitanum, 2274 nucleotides long. RefSeq names its product putative C6 finger domain protein. The transcript has 4 exons. The record is from RefSeq and is a predicted model, not a curated record. Lineage: Eukaryota; Fungi; Ascomycota; Eurotiomycetes; Eurotiales; Aspergillaceae. Gene Ontology annotation, molecular function: zinc ion binding; DNA-binding transcription factor activity, RNA polymerase II-specific. Bases 1 to 2274 code for a protein of 757 amino acids. Gene Ontology annotation, biological process: regulation of DNA-templated transcription.
AUGGCAGAACCGACAGAGACCAAUCCUGGAGACCCAGCCAAUCCGCCGACCGAACCAAAUGCGCCAACUACAGAUACCAGCCAAUCUGUCGCACAUGCUGAGACUUCGUUUGAAGGGGAGACAACGUCCCCGCAACAACAAGAUCAACAUGCAACUCCGGUGAAUGAGUCCCAGGUGGAAGUCGCACAGUUGGAUACAAGCGCAAACCAGCAGACGGCUGUCAGCAACAUUCAAGAAGAGGCUGGCCAAACUACGGAGGUCGCGAAUGUCACUUCUUCUAUAGAAUCGUCACUCCCACCAAUGGACACAACGGGCCUGGACGGUACGGAGUCCUUUGAUGAUACCGGAUUACCUUCUUUCGACUCGGCCCUUCCUUCUGUGGGAUCUUCUGCGGCCCCAGACCUAUCGCUGCCAGCUAUCGACACAACUCUCCCCUCGCUGGACUCUUCUUUACCCGCUAUUGGUACCGAUAUUCCGACCAUGGACGAGCACCAUACGUUUGACGACAGCCAUUUUGACGAUCACGACCACGACCAUACUGUUGAACCCUCAACGGACCACGACCACAACCACAACAUGGGCCAGCACUCGGGUUCUGCAAAUGGCUCGAAUCAUUACCAAACGCAAUCCAAUGGCACAUACCAGUAUACACAAAGCCCCGGACCACAACAGCAAUACGACGGACACCAGCAAUCCCAGGCUCAGGCUCAGCACCAAUUUCAAUCUCAACCGCCACAGAAUUAUCAGCAGCAGCAGCAGAACUCUGAUAUGUAUCAUAAUCAAGGGGGAUUUUCUUCUGUGAACGCAAACCCUGGAAACAAUGGCCAGGGACAACAUGGACAAGUACCGCAAGCACCAAUUGGCUCUCCAAUGCCUUCCAACAUGCCUCCGAUGGCAUCUAUGGGACAGUACAUGACUGGGUAUCCGUCCAAUGUACCGCAGCCGGGCAUGAACUCGAACCAGAUGGGAUAUCCAAUGCCUGGGGAUCCGAAUAAGAUUCUGUCGGGUGGGAGGCACAAGAAGGAGGUCAAGCGACGGACGAAAACCGGAUGUUUGACCUGUCGCAAACGAAGAAUUAAGUGCGACGAAGGUCAUCCAGUGUGCAGAAAUUGCGUGAAAAGCAAGCGCGAGUGUUUAGGCUACGACCCGGUUUUCAGGCCUCAAGCAUCCACUCCCUCGGCCAUCCAACCAGCUCCGAAUCCUCCCCCGUCGCUAGUCGUCAAUCCUCAAGGCCCUCCUGCCCCUUCGAUACCUUCGUAUCCUUCAGCACCUCCAGGGUACAUGCCCGCAUCUUCACAACCUUUUGCUCCUUCUCUUCAUUCUGAAUCACCCAGCACCUCAACUGAUCAACCUGACCACGGAGCUUCCCUUGAGUCUUCUCUUCCACCAAACAACCCACUACCCCAAAUAAAUAUGCAAAACUCGAAUGAUCAUGGCCACCAGGUCUCGGAGCCUACAUACAAAGCCAAAAACCUCAGCCUCAAUGACUUGAUGUCCUUGAGAGGUAUUCCACCUCCCCUACCUCAUCCUAUCGGGUCGCUUCCUCCCGGCCGACUCGAAGAAAUCCAGGCCGUCUUCCUCGCAACAUACGCCCCUGCGAUCGACAAGCUCCUAGAGGUUCGCUGGUACUCGGAAAAGGCGCUCCCUGUCCUCAUGGCCGAUGCACAGCUCAUGGCCGAUUAUUCUGCCUUGAUCAACGCAUUCAAUGACUGGAAUCUCAGCGAUGGAAAUACCGUGGCUCGUCUCGAGAGCUUCGAAGCUUCGAUUAUCUGGAGGAGACUGGAACUUGGUCGCCACGACCGCUCGUCUCAACGCAAUGGAGGCCCUCUUGAGCUGGAGCCACCUCGAUCAAAACUCCUUGUCAAGAGCGAUGGGAAUGGAUGCUGCCACCCGCCAAAUGCCCCAGAUCAGUUCUUGCAACGCCAAUUGGAUUUCUGGGGUGAGCUCGGCGAAUUUCUCACUCUCCACGAUAACGAAGCGAGCUCGGCUAAGCAAAUUGAUGACACACUCGGACGCUGCCGUCAACUGUUGGACACAUAUGAAAACCGAGACAUUAUCUACUCCAUCGCUAUCGCACGACACCUUGGCCAACGAUGGGCGGAUUUCCCUAAUAGCCUGCCUAAGGUUGGCUACACAACCGAGAAGGAGGCAGGCACCAGGCUCUUCGUUGCCCAAAAGUUCAUUGAGGAAGAAGCCGAAGGCAAGGGCACUACGCAGAUCUACAAGCGAAUUUGCUGCAUGGCAGUCCGUUCUUGGUGGGCUGCUCGCGAAUGA